Molecule: messenger RNA, 639 nt
Organism: Vigna radiata var. radiata (mung bean)
Lineage: Eukaryota; Viridiplantae; Streptophyta; Magnoliopsida; Fabales; Fabaceae
Product: agamous-like MADS-box protein AGL62
Exons: 1
Coding region: 1-639 (212 amino acids)
Biological process (GO): positive regulation of transcription by RNA polymerase II
Molecular function (GO): RNA polymerase II cis-regulatory region sequence-specific DNA binding; DNA-binding transcription factor activity, RNA polymerase II-specific; protein dimerization activity
Source: RefSeq, a predicted model, not a curated record
AUGGAUUCCAAGAACAUGGCAAAGAAGACCAUGAAGAAGACCAAGGGUCGUCAGAAGAUUGAGAUAAAAAAGAUGAGCAACGAGCAUAACCUUCGGGUGACGUUCUCCAAGCGUCGAACUGGGAUUUUCAAGAAAGCCAGCGAACUUGCUACCCUCUGUGGUGUGGACAUUGCUGUCAUCAUGUUUUCACCGAGUAACCAGGUUUUCUCCUUCGGAAGCCCUAAUGUGGAUCCUGUUAUCCAACGCUACACAGCGCAAGGUCCACCUCCGCUCCUCACGCUAGACCUGAACGAGGCUCACAGCACCGUGGACGAGGGAGAACUCCAUGCGCAACUCAACAACUUGUCCGACCAGAUGGCGGCGGAGAAGAAGCAUGAAGAGGCUCUGAAACGUCUGAUGAAGGAUGUGGAGGAACACUCGUGGUGGGCCAUGCCGAUGGAUAGCAUGAACGAUGCGCAGCUAGAGAAGUACAAGAAGAUGUUGGAGGAUCUGAAGGAAUGUGUGAAUGAAAAACGUGAGAAGCUCCUCCUUCAGACCACUUUUUCUUACAACUCACCGACUCAGUUUCUCACAGGUGGAAACAACUCCUUUUCCAAUGUUGAUAACUCUGAAACUAUACAUACGCCAUUGUCGUUGUAG